Drosophila nasuta is the source of this 5197-nucleotide messenger RNA. RefSeq lists its product as uncharacterized. The record is from RefSeq and is a predicted model, not a curated record. NCBI's taxonomy places the organism in Eukaryota, Metazoa, Arthropoda, Insecta, Diptera, Drosophilidae. Gene Ontology annotation, cellular component: cytoplasmic vesicle membrane.
AUGUAUUGCAUACUUCUAGGCGCGCUCAUUGUGACAGCGCGUUUCUGUGAAGGUGGACACAUCUGCUCGUUGCCACGUGAAUGCUGCACCCAGGGUUGCUGUCCGCCGUAUCAAGGUGGACCGCGUCAAUUGCCCCCCUCGUCAGAGCACGUACUGAACUUAUUCUUCAUCAGCCACUGGUUCUUUUGGUGCGUUGUGGUUGCCAUCAUCCUAGCCAUUCUUUGUGCCUAUUCCUUGUGGAAAAAACGACGCACACUUUGUGGCUGGGGCUUCAACGAUCAUCAUCACACACAAUCCGAGGGAGAUUCCGCGGGUUCCUGUUAUGCACCUCCGCAAUACAGUCGCUGCAAUUCAUUUCAUCAUCCGCCGCCGCCGUACACAGAGGUCACAUCAAAACCGGAUCUGUAUCCUCUGGUCUUCACCUGCAACAGCGACAAUAGCAAAGGCAACGCUGGCUCCAGCUAUCUGAUGGUGCAAUACUUCCGCAACUAUAUUGUGCGACCUGCGGGAUCCCUGAGUGCAGCCAGCACCGAGGAAUCCCUCAGCUCCAGCUUCAUAUGCAAUGCCAACGAGGCGAACACCUUGGUUCCACCUCCAUAUUCUCGUGCCGCUAGCCCCGAGCUGAGUCUGCAGUAUGCUGCCGGAGGUGGUGGCAUCUCACAUCCGGAGCCAGUGCGCAAUUCGCAGCUGGCGGCGCCGAUGUACGGCCUGCCGCGAUCCGCCUCGCAGCUGGUGGAGCUGGAGUAUCAGCCGAGGCAUCAUCAGGUGAUACCGGCACAUUACGCGACUGUGGCGCUGGGCGACAGUGUGGAUGGGACGCAUUAUAGUACGCGUUUCAAUGCAACACACGCCCUAAACAGUGGACACUUUUCACCAGAUGAUUCGUCAAUUGGCGGCGAGUCAGGGAAUCAAAUGCGUCAAUUGAGCGGAGUUGGAGUUGGAGUAGGAGUUGGAAGUGGAGGUGGAGGUGGAGGUGGAGGUGGAUUUCUGCAAUCGCGCAGCGAUCAACACUUUCGCUAUAUGGCCAACAGCAUCAAUAGCCUUAGUGAGAUAUUUGUGAACAACAGUUGCGCCGCCGGCUUGGGCGGCACAGCGCCAACGGAUGUGGGCGGCGAUCAGGUUGCAAGUGGCGCCGCCACACAGGCCACAUCAUUGUGCAGCCUGGCCUUGGCAGCCGGUUGCACGCCUGUCAUCUAUAGCAAUGGCUGCGUGCAGCCGAAUCCAUUGAAUAGCCUCGAGAACUGCUGCCAACUGAUGUCGAUGUCCGGAGUGGAGGCGGCGGGUGCCACAGUCACCGCACCGACAACCGCAAGCACAGUCUCGGUCUCAGGUGUGAGCAGCCUUUCGAACAUCGGCACACCUGGCUCACCGCCCCAGGCCACAAGUCCCACAGAUGAGGUGCGCGAAAUACUCGAUCAGAUCAGGCAUCUGCAGGCGGGCGUUAGUUAUGAGCAAUUGCUGCUUGCCAAUGGCGGUGGCCACAAGCCGCGUCUGCAGCACACACUCUCCACACCCAUGGCAAGACCCUCAACACUGCAACAGCAACAGCCACAACAACAACAACAACAUCAGCACUCCACUUCAGCGUCAGCUUCAGUUUCAGCUUCAGCUUCGGGAGCAACACCGAUGCCAAUGACCAUAACGAGUAGCAAAAGCAAAAGCAAAUUGAAUGUGUCGAAGCCGCCGAACAAAGCGUUGUACAUACCGAUGGCUGCGAUUGUGGCGCCCUCCUCAUCCGCCCAGCGCUGUGUGCUCAAGAGUCCCGUCAGCAAUGUGGCAAGCGGUGCCACCAGUUUCCUGGUCAAUCGUGGACGCGUGGUGCGCAAAGGUUGGAUCUCACGCUCGGCCCCAACAACACCGGCCAGCGGCUUGCCGCCGAAUCGCUUUGGCGAUGACAGCCCGUUGCUCAAUGAGCACGAUGAGGACGAGGCCAUCGAUGAGGCACAUGGAGAACAGUAUGAAUAAUGCGAAGAGACUCCAUAAUAAAUGACCUUAAAUACGAUAUUUAGUUUGUAGAACACUCGGUAAAUAGAUGGGCCUGUUUUUGAGGCCAAUUGAGUCCCCAAAGAUAAACGCAACGAGCUGCAUCAAGCAAGGCAGUAAAUUCCAAUUUUAGCUUGGAUUUGAACCAGAAUGCGGUUCACGAAACGGAUAUUUUUCGAUUGCUUAAAAACUUGCUUUUUCGUUUGAAACUUGAUUUACUCCGAUAAUUUUGUUUUGUUAUUUAUUAAAAAUCAAUCUUAAGAAAAUAGUUAUCCGGUUAAUUUUAUAUAUAGUUUAAAAGUUUUUAUUUGGCAACCCAAUGAUUAUAAAGAUUGUGGAAUCUGCUUUCAUAUUAGUUUCAGAUUCGAUUUCUUCCUUUAAUUUUCUUUAUUGUAUUUACAAAACGAAUUUUCAUACCAAGAACAAACUUAAAAGUGGUCUGAUUCUUUUCUCAUUUGUGAUUUGUAAGCUAGCAUUAGCAAAAUACUGUUUGACCGAUUGUUCCUAUGAAACAAUUACAAUACUGGACUUAAACUGACUACUUGUUGGUGCCUUUGUCAUACGAAAAACUGGAACAACCAGUUAAUCUAUGAUAAUCCAAUUGAACAUGGAUUAAGGCGAAAUUUGAAAGCAGCUGAUGGAAAAAAUCAAAAUAUAAGAAAACCAUAAUGAAUAUUGACAUUUGGGACAUAGAAAAUCACGAAUUGAGUAACUAAAGAAACAACUUCCACAAUACUUGCCGAAAUAGUCAGAAUAAUUAUCGCUGAAUAUAUGAUUUAGACAACAUUCGCACAAUUAUCAAACACAAAAAUAAAUAGAAAAAACAUUAUCUUGUUCGGAAGGAUCAGCCCUAAGACACUCACACACAAAUGACCCAACAUAUUGCAUCUGAAUAUUGAAUAUGAAAAUACACGAAUGUGAAGUCAUAAGAUUGCAAAUUUCUUCUUUGAAGCUAUGCUCAACUAAUGAUGAAUAUUUUGCAAAGCAAAAAUAGUUGAGAAUAAAUCGAUGCAGAAAAUAAUUGAUUCAUAUAAAUUCAAAAUGAAUAUUUAAAAGUCAAAUAAUAGGUAACAAUACAAUCAUUAUGAAAGUUUGGUCGUCAGCAGUUUAAAUAAAUAACUGAGCAUCUGUCGAUAUUUGUGUUCGUGAAGCAAAAAACUCUUCAAUAAUAUCGGUUUGCGCAGAAAAGUAUGCAACAUUUUUUCGCAAAGAAUUGCAUUCUUUGAAGCAAUCCGUGAUUUGUGGAUUUUGUUGAACAGUGCUGUCAACAGUGAUAUUUAUUUAGCCGAACUAAUCUAGAAACAAAUACAGAAGGUGGCUCUGAUAAAAUUGAGCAUAGCAUACAAUCAAAGAGCCGAGAUAAAAGAAUGCUUCACACAUCUGUUGUUUGUCAUGUAUUCUAAUAUGCUGAUACUAUAUGUAAGAUAUACGUGUGUGAGAACCAAUUGCCAAUUUAGUAUCGCUUAACAAAAUUACAUUACAUCACCGAAAAAAAAAACAAAAAAUGAAUUUAUGUAUGUCAAAUAUGUACAUUGUGAGACCUCCUUUUGAAGAUUUUUCAUAUGUGUAUGUAAAUUAUAUAUGUAGCUCUUUAUCUUAGUGUAUGUAGUAUGUAAUAAUUUUAUAUUUUAUUGGCUACUUUAACUUAAAACAAAUCGCACAUACAUAUUGUACAUCUAUGUGAGUGUGUGUGUGUGUGUGCAUGUACACACCCAUAUGUAUAUAUGUAUAUACAUAUGUAUGAUGUAUAGAUGUUAAUUUCUUAAUUACUACAUUUGAAUCUUGUAUUUGGCGAACUAGUCGAGAUUGUUCAACUACCAGAAUACUCUGAGGCCAUAAUGUCGAUACUCUAAUCAAAUAGUUGCUUAAAAUAUACGAAUGAAAUCCUUAUUGACUCAACGCACAGCCCACAAAUAGAGAUAUAUGCCAUACAUCUUCAAUUUAAUAGUCCAAAGAAGCCCUGAAAUUUCCAAUUUCUAAUGCAACUGCAAAAUUAACUUCCAAGUCUAAUUUUGUUUGACUUUCAAUGAAAGGUUUAUUCGUCUGAUGCAUUACGUGACGAUUCAUUUAAAAUUGUUUCAAUAAUAUUUAUUGUCAUUUAAAAAAUUAUAUUUGAUUAAUUUUAUAGCUGUUGCAGCAACAUGAAAAUAAGCAGCAGCAAUUACAAAUUUCAACUAAAAAGGGUAACACAUGGGUUAAGAGUAUCUUGUAUUCGAACAGUUUCCACUAAAUUGUUGUCAUGCUUUUGUGAGAAAUGCAAAAUGUUGAAUUAAUGACUUGAAGCACUGAUCACGAUUAAAAGCUAAUUUAAGCAAAACAUGAUAGGAUGAGCACAAAAUUUAAAUGAAAACAACUAAGCAAGUUGCAGUUGAGUAUGCUCGACUGACAGAUACCCGCUACUCAUUUUUCGAAAAUACAAACAAAAAUAAGUCUGACCAAAGCAAACUGAACUCGGUGCCAGCUGCAACCGAUAUUCAGUCUAUAAAAAUUGUUUCUUGAACAAACCUAAAAGUUCGAUCGCCAUAUUAGGAGGAUUCAUACAGAAUGUAGUGACUGUAAUGAAGGGAGCUUGAUCAAAUUAUACGAAGAAAAAACAAACUUGAUCCACGUGCAACACAAAAGAGUUUUGUCACCAAAAUUUUGUAGUUAUAGAUCUCAUAGUCUCUGAGAUCUAGGUGUUCAUUCUGACAGACAGACAGAUUACUCAAAAAGAAUAUAAAAAAAUAUAUAUAUAACAUAGUAUGUGCAUUUGCUUUAUAAGGUCGGAGGCGCCUCCUUCAGCGUGUUACAUAGAUUUGCGGUUGUCACUAAGUUAUAAUACUUGUAACACAUGUACCCUAUGGGUAACGGGUCUACGUACAUACAAGAAACAAGAAACAAGAAAAAAUGCAAUAGAGUGCUCUCAGAAAACACUCCAAAUUGUUGCUAGAACAUUUUUAUUACACAUUUAUUGUAGGGUAUUGAGAUAAUUACAUUAGAUCUACAAUAAACAAAUAUGUUAAUCUAAAGAGUUUUAAUACAACACACACAUUCACUGUUGCACAUUCGAUGGUGACAGACAGAAAACAGACAGAGAAGCCGCCUAAAAACUAUGGAGAGAAUAAAACCGGAAACAAUUUUAAGUAUAGUGGAAAGUAUUAUAUACAAAAAUAAAUAAGAUCUGAACAGAAUAUAUAAUAAUAAUGGAUAAAAGUGACGAAUUACAAUGCAGCAG